AUGAAUAGCAAAGAUAAAGAUGUUGUUGUUGAUGAUUAUAAAUAUAUUUUAUUAAAGAAAAUAAUUCAUUCUAAAUAUAUUUAUUUAAAUAUUUUAAAGUUUAUAAACGAACUUCAUAGAGAUUUGAUAAAAAAUAGUAUUAAUAAUAACAAUAAUAAUUACAAUAAUAAUCAUAGUAAUAAUAAUAAUAAUAAUAGAAUUUAUAAAAGUAUAUUACGAUGGAAUGAUUUACAAUCGAAUAUACAUCAAUUAAUAAUUUAUAAUUAUAAUGAUCAUUUUAAAAUAUUAUUUAAAAAUCAAUUUAUAAAUGAAAAUAAUAAUAACAACAACCAUCAUUUUGAUUUAAAUAAAUAUUAUUCACCUUUAUGUUCAAUUUUAAAUACAUCUAUUGUCAGUAGGAAUUUAGAUAUACUAAAAUACAUAAUAAAUAUUAUAUUUUAUAAACCAAAAGAUAAUAUUAAUAGAAAUAGUAGUAAUAAUAUUAAUAAUAAUAAUAUAAAUAAUGGCAGUGGCAAUAAGUUAUUAAAAUUAUUUAAAUUGCAAAAAGAGAAAAAGGAAAAGGACAAAAUUGGAAAUAAAAGUGGUGAUGUAAAUGAAGAGAAUGAUAGUGAUGAUCACAAAAAAUUUGAUUUAUUAGAUUACAUAUUGGGAUUAGCAAGCACUAAAGGUUAUUUGGAAUUGGUUAAAUAUAUUCAUUGGUUAGUAGUAGUAGUAGAGUCAGAUAAUGAAGAUGAUAAUGUUGAUAAUGUUGAAGAAGAAGUAGAAGAUGAUGAAUCAAAAGUUUAUGAUCAAUUAGAUUUAGAAUCAAGAUAUGAAAUAUCUAGGAUCUGUAGGAAAUUUUGUUCGAAACAACAGUUGUUUAAUAGUAAUAUAUUGGAUUGUGCUGCUAUCAGUGGCAAUCUCCAGCUGGUCAGAUUCCUGCAUGGCUAUGCAAAGACAACAGAUGGUAGCUGCUCUUUCAGUGUAUCUGCAAUCGAUGGGGCGGCGGUCGCUGGCCACAUCGAGGUAGUGCAAUUCCUUUAUGAGAACCGCACCGAAGGUUGCACAUCGUACGCACUUGUAGGCGCAGCAUCAAAUGGCCAUUGCAACGUUGUUUCCUACCUCUUGAAAUACGACAAUGAAUCUACGAAUUUUAAGAAUAUCAAUGGUGCUAUCAUGACAGCGAUAAUCAAUGGACAACAUGAAUGCUUUACAAUAUUGAGUUCAUACAAAACAAAUAAAUUCACCUAA
Molecule: messenger RNA, 1230 nt
Organism: Heterostelium album PN500
Lineage: Eukaryota; Evosea; Eumycetozoa; Acytosteliales; Acytosteliaceae
Product: ankyrin repeat domain-containing protein
Exons: 1
Coding region: 1-1230 (409 amino acids)
Molecular function (GO): protein binding
Source: RefSeq, a predicted model, not a curated record